GAAUUUUAGACAGUUAAUUAAUUAAUUAACCUCCAAAUGUUUGACAAUUGAAAAACAGUGUUUUUGUUUAACUUGUUUAACUGUUUAGAAUGAUCAUAAUAUUCCACUAUAUCGGGAUGAUAUUCUUCCAAAUCCUGCGGAACCGAAAAAGGCUCAAAUCCACUAAAACAGACGAAGAUGUCGAGCACAGUUGGACCUUCGAUCCGCCAGUCUACCGCCAAAGAUACUGGAAGAUUUAUGAGAUUUUGGUGCAAGAGAACUUGCGGAAUAACGUAAAGAAGCUGGUGGAUUUCGGCUGCGGGGAGUUCAGCUUGUUCAGCUACAUUAAAAGACUGAACGUUGAAGAGAUGGUCUUUGUGGAUAUUGAUGAGGCCCUGAUGGUCAGAAACAUCGACCGCCUAGAGCCUUUUAUAGUGGACCGGUUAAAGCGCCGCUCCAGCCCCCUGGUAGUAACCGCACUCAGGGGCAGUGCUGCUGAUCCGGAUUACCGGCUACGUAAGACUGAUGUAGUUACCGCCAUAGAAAUAAUUGAGCAUUUGUAUCCGGACACUCUAGAUGCUCUUCCCUACAACGUUUUCCAAUUUGUUCGCCCGAAACUGGCAAUCUUUACAACCCCGAACGCAGACUUUAACGUUGUCUUUGGCAGAAUGAGGGGCGCAAUGCGACAUCCAGAUCAUAAAUUUGAAUGGACCCGGCAACAAUUUGAAGAUUGGGCCCACAAUAUCACUGAACGGUUUGUAGAUUACACUGUGGAAUUCUCCGGUCUGGGCAUCGGGCCCGAACAUCUCGACCAGAUAGGCUGUUGUUCGCAAGUCGCCACUUUUACCCGAAAAGAUGUGCUUGAUGAAUCCUACAUAUCACCCACGUAUGCCAAACAUUGCCACUGUGAUAAAACCAGCCCUUGUCAAGGGCAGGCCAUCGAGAGCAAGUUGCUCUGCAACUGUCUUUGCGGUCUGUGUCUUCCAGACUUCAGCGUCGGUGUCUGCACGUAUUUCAGUUGCAACAUCGAUGAGUCUGAAGCAUAUCGGCCAAUGAAAACCGACAAGGCCUUCAGUGAGACUGAUCUGAAUCGACUUACUUUGUAUGAUGAUCGAAUGGAGCGCGGCUCAAAUGAACUCAAUCCUUCCCACAAUAUUUUCUAUAAACUGAUCGAAGCAAUCGACUAUCCCUAUGAGGUGGAUUUGCGAUCGGAAGCAGAAAAGCUCAUGAACAUCUUCAGCUACAGAAUCCAGACUUUUAGCAAUUUCAACAGUAGGUUUUACGUGGAGGGCAAAGGACGGUGUGAAAUACCGAUUUGGGACAUUAUGUAUGGCGACAUUGAAGUUACAGAACAAGAAGUGGGCAAGCUGCUGAUCGGGGCCGGAUACACAUUGGAAGAAUGCAUCAGCACACAAUCAGGUGCGACUGAAAAGUGCAUCAUCUCAGUUCCGCAGGAAAUGGAAGAAAUAUCCGGCACUUCUGAAGAAACAGACGGGUACAGUACUAAAAGCAGCAACGAUACGACAAAGUCUGAGCCAAACGUUGCCGAAUUGUCCGACUGGGAUGACUAUUCGUGGCCGCCGCCCGAAGCAGACCAAGGUGCAUGUUCGGCCAUAAAUUCACCAAGAGACGACAAAGCAGUCAAUCCAGACCCGCUGGUGGAUUCAGGGUACCAAAAAUCGCCAUCCCCACUGGACCCCCACCAGCAUCUGCCCCAUUUCGACCCAGUGGAGAUUGAUUUCUUUGAGGACAUCGUUAGUACCCCAAACAUGCACAGCAAUGACAACAAAUUGCACCUAAAGAAGGCAGUAGCUAAAGACAAAUUCGCGGACGCUUUGGACAAAUCCAAACUGGUUGACGCAAAUAAGAUUAAUGAACUGGACCGAUUCCACAACAUGAGCCCCGCUAGGGCGUUCAUGGGCAGCUACUUAAGGCCCCAGAACGAGUUCAAGAAGGGCCCUUUGAGGGACUUGUCUGUGGCCGGGACGUCCAGCGGUUGGAAGAGGCCCAGGAAAUUCAAAGACAAAGAGAAAAAGGUCGAAACCAAGCUCAAAGAGCCCACCGUGUUAGAUGAUGCCAAAAGUCUGACGAAUUGUAUCAUCGAAAAUACGCUCAACCAGGUUGAUGCAGACGAUGAAGAUGUUGGAGGAAAAGCUGAAUUAAUUCAUAAUUUGAGUCCGUUACGAGAAGCUGCCGAUGUGAUUGAUGCUGGACCUUUGGAAAUAGAGCCUCAACCCCCAUUGAAUCCUGAAGCGGAGCCUGCGGCCGUUGGUGCAGUAGAAAAUGGGGACUUAGCCAAUAACAACCGCGACAAUGAAGGGAAUAACUUGGAGGAAAAUGACGUAAUUGAGGCAGAUGUGGAUGAAGGCAUAGAUCUAAACGACAACCUCGAGGAGCUGGCGCCUGGAUUAGAGGACAAUGUUCCGCUGGAAAACAACAACGGAGCUGCAGCUGAGGAAGUGGUGGAAGAAAUAGCUGAACACGCGGAAGGAGUGGAACGGGAAAACGAGGCCAGUUGGCAGGAAUUGGAGGCGGAAAUAUCACUGAGGCAAGCAAGCAGGGAGGUUCUCUUCGAUGCCAACUCUGAACAAGACCUACUGGAAGAAUUCGAUAUCCCAUCCCAACCCAAUCAGGAUCUGCUUAGCGUUUUGGAUCUGGGCACCAGUGUGGUCUUAGUGGGCAUUCGCCCUAUAAGAUCCGAUGACAGUCGCUUGCAACAAGCUGAAACAGCAGCUUCAAUCCAAACAAACACGAAUAUAUUUCCCCAUUGGCUGCUGCAAAUUUUAGGAUCGCAAAUAGUGGCGGAAGAAAACCAGGACCCUCCUGGUAGUCUAGAUGAACCGCACUUCUACUGCCAGGGGGAUGGCUUAGGCGUUCAUCCAUCGAUCCUGGCUGUAGAUGUUGAUGAAGCAGAGGAUGCAGACAAUGACACUACAACGGAAGAAUCGUCGUCCAACAACACGGUAGACUAUGCUGAAGUUGAUCCAGGACCGUCAGAGAUGCUGGAUAUGAGCAGCCUUCCCGAAGAAUUAUCACUGGCCACAUCGGUGGUUGAAGAUGCUUCAGGAACGGCGAAUGAGAACGUUCCAGAAAGUUCGUGCAGCCAUUCAGCUGCUGACGAUAUUCAAGCUGAAGGAACAAGCUUGAUCAACGAGAUUUUGAGGUCUGCAGUGGAGGAAGUGAGCAGGCGAACGCUGACAAACUCAACAGCUUCAAGUGGCGUUGAUGGGCAAAACUCUUCUCAAGUGUCCUUUGAUGGUGCAUCAAAGCAUUCAAACCAAAGUCAUGAACAUAAAGCCUACACCAAACAGAGCCAGCCAGGGUCUUCGGGAUCCACUACCGAGUCUGAGGUCUUUACAAGCCAAACAAAUAGCGACCAUCGGCACCUGAAUGUAAUUUACAGCAAUUCUAAUCCAGAGGUUGUUAGCAAUGGAUAUGGAUCUCAUCGUGGAAGCGUUGACGGCCUUAAGUCUGAAGACGAAAGUGUUAAUGAAUCUGAUAUUUCGGAAUAUUUUCAAUCGACAAGUGAGGAAUUCUAGGUAACAGUUUUCUUGAAAUUAUCAUUUUGUGUUCUAUUAAAUGGAAGAAAAAUGAA
Messenger RNA from Dendroctonus ponderosae (mountain pine beetle), 3574 nucleotides. RefSeq lists its product as uncharacterized. Gene Ontology annotation, molecular function: RNA methyltransferase activity; O-methyltransferase activity. Lineage: Eukaryota; Metazoa; Arthropoda; Insecta; Coleoptera; Curculionidae. The coding region runs from base 90 to 3518 and encodes 1142 amino acids. The record is from RefSeq and is a predicted model, not a curated record. Gene Ontology annotation, biological process: piRNA processing; siRNA processing; RNA methylation. Gene Ontology annotation, cellular component: nucleus; cytoplasm. The transcript has 16 exons.